AUGCCGGUGAGCAGCAAUUCAAACCCCACCCCCACGCCCAUGACCCCAUACUCAUUUUUUAGUGAACGUCGACGAAAGUGCGACAUUCCGGCAGCUGGAAGCUCGUGCGUCUAUUGCUCUGCCCGGAGACUAGACUGUAAUCGGAAAGACCUCUCCGUGUCGAAAGGAUCUUCUAUACUAGAAGAAGCACCCCGGACUGUGUCUCUCCCCGAGAAAUGCACUUUACCGGAUGAACCCCUCUGCACUGAACUGGUGGAGCUAUAUUUUGAUUAUGUGCAUGACAAGUUCCAUUCUCUCUUUCAUCGGCCAAGUCUGCUGGAAGACAUACGUCGAGGAGCAACGCCCGAAAUUUUAAUAUACGGGAUUCUCGCAUUAUCGGCACGGUUUUCAAAUCACUCUUCCUUUGCCGAAACAGAUCCUCGAGACAGAGGAAAAGGCUAUGCGAAAAGAUGUGAGCAAUUGCUCAACUUGAAUGAUGUCACUUUGACAACAAUCCAAGUUUGUGUUUUGCUCGGCGCCAUUGCUAUAGUAGAUGGUAACGCUGCCUCGGAGACCAUCUACUACUCAAUUGCAUGCCGUAUUGCACAGCUCCUUGAUCUCCCGAAUUGCGAUGCUCCAAAUCGUGUGGAAAAAGAAGUAAACACAAGAGUAUGGUGGACUCUCUGCAUGAUAGACGUCUGGUCCUCAACAGGAGUCCGACUCCCACGGCUAAUGAUCCCGCAACCAAACAUCCCCCUCCCAAUGAACGAAGCGACCUUCCUCUCCAUGACCCGCGCGCAAGGCUUCACAGUAUUAGUCUCAAAGGACCGCGCCUCAUCCCUCCUAGCACAAAUGGUCCUCCUAAACCGAAUUCUCUCAGAAAUCAACGACUUCAACAUCAAAGCCGCCAACACAACUCUCACAGAAGAAUACAAAACAAAAACCAUCUCAACCCUCUCCGCAAACCUUUCCACCUGGCUGAAAAACCUACCGGAACACAUGCACGACACACCCUCGAACCUCCAAUCCUACGCCUCCCAAGGCCAAGGCCAGCUCUUCGUAACCCUCUACUUAGGAUAUUAUCACUACGGCCAGAUGCUCUUCUACCGCUUCCUCCACGAAGACGUCCGAGGUUACACACCGCGCACGCACUUCUACGCACAGCAAUGCAAAGAACACGCCGUUCGGCUCUGCGAGAUAAUCUACCGCUCCGAGGAACUACCUGGGUGUGAUGUGCUGUACAGUAUGGUCGGACAUGUGCUCGUUAUUGCGUCAACAGUGCAGAUCCAUACAUUGCUUUUCGGGGAUGAGGGGAGUGUCGUUCGGGCGAGGGCGAGGCUUGAGAAGAAUUUUGUUAUCCUGACUAAACUGCGUGCCCUGUGGCCUACGCUCGAUAUUUGUAUGGAGCGGUUGCAGGCUUUUCAUCGGGCUUGUAGGAGCUCGGUUGAUACUAGUUUUUGUAUGGAUGGAUGGAUGGUAAGGUUCUUGGUUGAGUUUGCUAAUCCGAUUAGCGACAAGGAAGGGGGUGUGAAGCGGCCUUGGGCCUUGGAGGAGAUUGGGAUUUGUUAG
Penicillium egyptiacum is the source of this 1548-nucleotide messenger RNA. NCBI's taxonomy places the organism in Eukaryota, Fungi, Ascomycota, Eurotiomycetes, Eurotiales, Aspergillaceae. The record is from the annotation of a GenBank genome assembly.